AGGCUGCAACUGGCAACACUUUAAUUUAAACGUCACCGUUUGUCCAAUAUCCAUCUUUCCGACCAGCUACAUUUUCCUGGACUGGUGAUAAAUUUUUGUUGAAAAUCUAAGAAAAAGUUAAAAUGUUAGGCCGCGUAGCUCCGGGCGUCUGCGCCCAGGUGACCAUGGUGGUCAACCACCAGCAGAACCGUAACAUGGCUACAUUGAAGUCCAUUUCGCUUCGUCUGAAAUCAGUAAAGAAUAUUCAAAAAAUUACCCAGUCCAUGAAGAUGGUGUCAGCUGCUAAAUAUACUCGUGCUGAGCGUGAUUUAAAGGCUGCUAGACCAUAUGGAGAAGGUUCUGUUAUUUUCUAUGAUCGCGCUGAGGUAACACCUCCUGAAGAUGAUCCUAAGCAAUUGUAUAUUGCUAUGACUUCUGACAGAGGUCUAUGUGGUGCAGUACACACUAGUGUCUCCAAAGUAAUUCGUAACAAGUUGCAAGAGCCUGGUGCUGACAACAUUAAAGUGAUCUGUGUGGGAGAUAAGUCCCGUAGCUUUUUGCAACGUCUGUAUGGGAAGCACAUCAUUAGUGUUUGUAAUGAGAUUGGUCGCUUACCACCUACAUUCAAAGACGCUGCCACAAUUGCAAAUGCAAUUCUGACCUCCGGCUAUGAGUUUGGAUCCGGCAAGAUUGUUUACAACAAGUUUAGAUCUGUUGUCUCUUAUGAACAAUCUGACUUGCCUCUCUUCAGCUUGAAAUCUAUUGAGAGUGCUCCAAAACUGGCAACUUACGACUCCCUCGAUUCCGACGUGAUGCAAUCAUACAUGGAGUUUUCACUCUCAUCCAUGAUUUUCUACGCGCUCAAAGAGGGCGCCUGCUCCGAACAAUCGGCUCGUAUGACAUCUAUGGACAACGCUUCCAAGAACGCUGGAGAAAUGAUUGACAAACUCACGCUUACGUUCAACAGAACCCGUCAAGCCGUAAUUACCAGAGAACUUAUCGAAAUUAUCUCUGGUGCUGCCGCUUUGGAAUAGAUUUGAAAAUGAGCUCCCAUCGUAUAUUAGAGCAAAUGGUCACUUCAGCUCAUUGUAAAAUUUUAAAAAAUCAGGUUAUGUCACAUAAAAAUAUCAAUUUUUAAAUUCGCAACAAAUAAUCGUGUUAAAAAUAUUAUUCCGUAUUUAUUAUUGCCGUAUAUAUACAGUGCUGACAUUGCCGAUCGAGUUAACCGAGUUCAUGUAAACACACGCAAUACGUAACUGGCUUUAAGACCUUACAUUUAUUUGGGGAUACUCGUUCGAUUCUUGGCCGUACUUUGUAAGGAUACAGUUGGUGGUUAGCAAUAAAUAAGUGUAUAAAA
This is a messenger RNA of Pieris brassicae (large cabbage white), 1336 nucleotides long. It is a transcript of the gene ATPsyngamma, whose product is annotated as ATP synthase subunit gamma, mitochondrial. Bases 123 to 1013 code for a protein of 296 amino acids. The record is from RefSeq and is a predicted model, not a curated record. Lineage: Eukaryota; Metazoa; Arthropoda; Insecta; Lepidoptera; Pieridae. Gene Ontology annotation, biological process: proton motive force-driven ATP synthesis. The transcript is spliced from 7 exons. Gene Ontology annotation, molecular function: proton-transporting ATP synthase activity, rotational mechanism.